This is a messenger RNA of Adelges cooleyi (spruce gall adelgid), 5562 nucleotides long. RefSeq lists its product as uncharacterized. The transcript has 8 exons. Lineage: Eukaryota; Metazoa; Arthropoda; Insecta; Hemiptera; Adelgidae. Gene Ontology annotation, biological process: mitochondrial mRNA polyadenylation; mRNA 3'-end processing. The coding region runs from base 275 to 5365 and encodes 1696 amino acids. Gene Ontology annotation, molecular function: zinc ion binding; nucleic acid binding; poly(A) RNA polymerase activity. The record is from RefSeq and is a predicted model, not a curated record.
CUUUUAGUUUUUACUUCUUGUUAUAAUUAUCUGUGUACCCCGAGCCAUGAGCAUUAGUUUAGCGAUUUUUCAUUUUUUUCUAAUACAGCUAAAUAAAGUUAAUAGUUAUGUAGAACUUCUACAUUGUACGAUAAUGUUUUGAAACUGCUAGUGAAAAUAUUCAAGUUUUUUCUGACAGACCGUCCAUAGUAGUAAUGAAGUAACGAAGUAUCAAGAUUCGCCUAAACUUAUGAGCAACAAGUGAAUACUUGUAGUGUUACUCAAUAAUAAAAAUAUGGAAAAUAAAACUGAAGAGAACAUUAUUAAAAACAACAAAAAUACGGAAAGUGAUGAAAAGAAGCAAAAAUUAUAUUUGAGUGACAAAUUUAUUGAUUCUCAAAAAAAUAACUUGAACAUUAAAAAUAUCCCUGAAAUAAACGCAAGUACAUUUAUAUCAAAUAAUGAGAAUGCCACUGUAGCUAUUUCAAAAUCAAGCUCUACUCCAAUUUUAAGUGUUGAUAAUAAUAUUGAAAAUCUGACUUGCAUUUCUACAAUGUAUUCAAAUUCUGUGCUAGAUGACAAUGCUUCUAAAAUUAAUUUAAAUUCCAAUAAGGUGACACCAUGUAAUACUAUCAGUUCAAAUUCAGUUUUGAAAAAAAAUGCAAAAUCUGAGAUUGAAUCCAAAAUAAACGUUAUUGUAAAAUCUAAAGAAACUUCAAAUCAAACCUCUCUUGCAAAUUUGCAUUCAGAAAAUAAUUUCAAUUCCAAUAAUGUGACUCCAUGUAAUACUAUCAGUUCAAAUUCAGUUUUGAUCGAAAAUAAUGCGAAAUCUGAGAUUGAAUCCAAAAUGAACUUUAUUGAAAAAUUUGAAGAAACUUCAAAUCAAACUGCUUUUACUUUGCAUUCAGAAAAUAAUUUAAAUUCCAAUGAUGUGACUCCAUGUAUUACUAUCAGUGCAAAUUCACUUUUGAUUGAAAAAAAUGUAAAAUCUGAGAUUGAUAUUAGAGUGAUUGAAAAAUCUGAAGAAAUUUCUAAUCCAGCCGCUCUUACAUGUUUAAAUUCACCAAGUUUAGAAAACAUUGACAAAAAGCAAAAAGAAUUGCAAAUAACAAAUUUUAAGCAGUUUUCGAAUUGCGGAGAUAAUAAAAAUGUUCGCUGCACACUUUGUCACUGUAUAAUACGUCUUGAAAAAUCAUUACUUGAUCAACAUGUGACCAGUUGUAAUAAACAACAAAUCCAGUCGUCAUAUGGUAUUAAUGCUUUUUUUUGUCUAAUUUGUGAAACAAACUUUAAAUCUCCAUCAAACUGGAAAACACACAUUAUUACUCCUGCUCAUAUUGAGAAGUGUAAAAAUGGUAAAUAUAUUUUCUCAUACAACUGUGGCGGUUGCAAAGCUAUGUUUUAUGGACCGAAAGAUCAAAUUUUAGAACAUUGUCAAACUGUCCAUAACGAUAAGUCAUCUCUACCAUGUAUUUUCAAAUUAAUAAGCUUAAUAUUUUUUCAAUAUAUUAACAUUAAUCCAGGAAAUUCAAAGUUGUGGAAAUUUUGUGGACCGUGCAAAACAUUUUCUGAUAAUAAAUUGAACUGUUUACCUUACAAACAUCGUAACAAAAGAACUAAAGUUUUCGAAUGCAAGUCUUGCUUAAUAGAGUUUCAAUGUAGUCAAGAAGUAUAUGAUAAACAUCUUCUGUCAGGUGAACAUAUUGUGCUACAACACUUAAGAACAACAACUACUUCAAAAUCGACACCACACAGUAUUUGUAAUUUAAAAUUACCCAAAUUAAUUUUAAACAAAUUUUCGGUGGAUUCAUAUAAAGCAAUAUGUAAUGCUUGCAAGUCUAAUAUCAGUCUGGAUGAAAAAUCUUUAGUUAUUCAUUUAUCAAAAUGCAUGUUGAAACAAGAUACAACUGACCAAAACUUAACGAAAAUUAAUCAGUUUUAUUGCGCUGUUUGUCACGAAGAUAUUUCAGAUUUUAUUAAGUGGACAAAUCAUCUGAUUACGCCUAAUCAUAUUCUAAAAUGUCAAACAUUUAAUAAUUUAGUAUCUUAUACUUGUGACUCUUGUGCUAAACAUUGUUUUGGCAGUGAACAUUUUGUUACAGAACAUCAAAAACUUCAUCCAAAUACACAUGAAGUCAAGUUUUCCAAUUUUAAAGCUCACAAUUUUCAACGUAUUGGUGAUAAUUUAAACUGCAAAGAAUUGUACUAUUGUGAACUAUGUGCAACCCACGCACAAGUAACUUCUGGUUCAGAUCACAUGAGUAAAAGUCAUAAAACGAGGUUACACCGUGUAACAUGUGACACUUGCCGCAUACAUUUAUUGUGUGUUGAAGGAAAUAAACUGUAUAAUCAACAUUUAUUAUCAAGCGAGCAUAUUAUGUUGAAGUAUUUAGCUUCGGCUAAAUUGUCUGAACCUAAAAUUUCAUCUCUGUUGUCAUCUAAUCUAAAUACAAGCAUUGAUUCAAAGAAAUCUACAGAAUAUAAGUAUUUAGAAAUGAUGAUAAAAACAAAAAUUCCGUUAUUUUUUAAAUCGUUUUUGAAUUGGUUUUCGUACAUUGAAGAUCAAAAUAAAGCUAAAUGUUUAGUUUGUAACAUAUUAAUCAAUAUAGAUGAUAACGAUCUCAUUAGUCACGUGUUAUUUUGUAAUAAAACAUUUGCGGAAAAAUUUGAUAAAACCAUGACUAAAAAAUAUGUUUGUUUUAAUUGCUCUUAUAACUGCAAUGUUUAUGACGAAUGGAAAUCACAUGCUAUUUCACAUGGUAAUAAAGACAAUACUGGUUUGAAUUCGAUUUUUUGUAAACAUUGCUGUUCACUUCUGUAUGGAAAGGAACGACAGAUAUUUCAACAUUUGAAAAAUGAACAUAACCUGGAUUUGGGAAAAAUGCCACUAGAAUCAACAUUUAUAUCCGAAUUAUUUUCCAAGAGAACUGAUAUCAAGAAUGAAAAUUUUGAUGUUUUAUACUUUUGUGAACCUUGCAAGAAAUAUUUUAAAGUCGAAAAAAAUCAAGUUCAUUUUAAUGCAAAUAGUCAUAUAUCGGUAGCCUUAGACAGUACUGAAUUGUUUUAUUGUACUAGUUGUAAAAUUGAAUUCAGUUGUUCAGUUGCAAUGUUUCACACCCACAAGUUAACAGUUGAACAUAUUGUGCUGAGCUUAAGCCAUGAAUCAAAUGAAACUGAGGAGAAUAUUCCAAAACACACGGCGUUGGAUUUCCAUUUGCUUACUUAUGUCAUUAAUCAAAAAUUGUAUGAGGAAACCUUAAACAUCGGUUUUUUUUGUUUUCUCUGUAACUAUUUGUGUAAUACAUUAGGCCAAUGGAAAAUACAUAUAUGUAGUAAAAAUCAUAUUAAUCAUUCAAAAGGUCCAAACUUGGAUCAUCGUUGUAAAAUUUGUAAAACACUUAUGUUUGGCCAAAGAACCCAAAUAUUUGAACACUAUAAAAAUCAAUUUCAUUCGAAAUUAAGGCAGUAUAAAUUAAGUUUCAACAAAACUGAUAUUUCAUCAAAACAGUCAAAUAAUGAAGUAGCAACAAGUAAUAAAACAAAAGAAAUUUCAACUAACGAGCAAAAUACACUACUCUUAAUUUCAAAAAUGAUGAAUGAACUCUCUAUUCAAUCAAAUACGUCAAAUUUCAGUAUUUAUUUUAAAAUGAGAUCCAAAAUGAUGUACGAAAUGAGUAAUAAGAAAAAUAUAAAUAAAACACAAAUAGUUUACUUUUGUGCACUUUGUGAUUUUAUUACUGGAGAAGAAAUUCAAUGGGAUAAUCAUAAGAAAUCUGAACAUUCUAAUACUGUAUCAAACAUACAUAACGUAUUAUGCGAUGUAUGCCGUUUAUACAUUUUUGGACCGGAUAAUAAUUUAGAACACCAUGUUAUUACUAUAGAACAUAAAUUAAUGGUUGAAUUCCAAAAAUUAGAAAGUAAUAAGAUGGAAACUACGAGAACCGCUGUUAAACUUGUAAAUAAUAAAUCUAUAAAUGACACUAAAAAUAAAGAAGAAAAACAACAAUUUAAUACGAAAAAAGAAGAAAAUGAAGAUACGAGGAAUCGAAGAAUCUAUAUUGAAAUUAAAGGGGCUAAACCAGAACAUAAAAAAAAUAAUUGGGUAGACCUUAAGAAAGUCUUUCAGCCGUUUGGCUAUUUUGGAAUCUUCUCAAACAACAAUACUAUUAAGAUAUUUUUCCGGAGGCUUUCUUCCAUUAGCCGUGUGUUAGAGGAGAAAGAAAAUUUAGAAAAAAAACAUCAAUUCACAAUCAAUGUUCUAGAUGAUGAAGAGUUAAUGCCAGAUCUGAAUAAACUAACAGAAUAUGAAUUUGGAAACAAAAUUGUUAUCAUGAAGUUAAUUGAAGCCCAACUAGAUGAGAUCACAUAUGAAAUAACUAAUCCCAGUAUACCCAACAAAUUAAUCUUAUUAAUAAAUUCGAUACAUCGUUGUGCUGGUCCUACCUUCCUUUAUGGAAAAACUUACGCUUUUGGGUCGCGUAUGUCCGGUCUAGCACUCAGGGAUAGUGAUGUUGAUUUGUACUUCGAUAUUGGAAACACUUUUACCGGUUUAUUGAGUAAUGACCCAGCUACCCAAGAAGACCUCGUUCGAUAUUUUGGCAAAGUAUUUCGAUCCCAAACCAAAGAAUUCAGACAUAUACAGACAAUAUGUGCAGCUCGAGUACCAAUUGUUAAAUUUUUGCAUGUCCCAUCAGGUUUGCAUUGCGACUUAUCUUUUAAGAGUGGACUUAGUACUCACAAUACUAAACUAGUCAGAUUGUAUCUUAUGUUGGAUAAACGUGUCCACUGGGUUGUUUGUGCUGUUGUUAAACGUUGGGCAUUACAAAACAAUCUCAAAAAUCAAGGCAUGUUCACUAGCUAUGCAUUAGCCUGGCUAGUUCUGUUUUAUUUAAUGACCAUUAAUGUAGUGCCGCCAUUGAAAUAUCUCAGAGAUUACGCUACUGUUUCGGACAUCAUGUUUAUUGAAGAUUGGGAUUGCACAUUUUGUACACCCGAAAUGGCCAAGCAAAUAUGGAAGGUACCUGAAAUUCCUCCUUGGGAGUUGUUAAAUGGUUUUUUUUCUUAUUAUUCAAAUCCAAUCACUCUUAAAAAGUUAGUUUUAUGUCCUGCAAUUGGCGAAACUAUACCUAAAGAUAUGUUCUUUAAUAUUCCAAUGAACGCCAAAGACAUACUGGGCUUUCAUAAAAAGAAAACUGGCGAUCCUACACAACGAUGUAAUGAAAUACGUGGCAACUUUUUCGGAGAAGGCCUUGCAGUACAGGAUCCUUUUGAUUUAUUUCAUAAUAUAACAAAAACUAUAUCACUGAAAAAGUUAAACAUAUUUUGUCAUUUAUGCAGCAAGACCAAAGAAAUAAUGUCUAACGGAGUUCAAUUUUAUUAUGCUUAGAGUUCGAAAAUACAAUGACUAUCACAACGACAAUUUCAUCUUAUGAAGUUUUUUAUGCUCUCUGUAAUUGUAUAACACAAGCUUUAUACACUUUUAAAUUAAUAUAAUUACAGACGGUUAAAAAUUUAAAAGACGAGUGAAAUGUUACAUUAUCACUAUAUUAUAAAAUUGAAUAAACAAUACAACUAUUAUUCCCA